CUGUUCAAUAUCCUCAACUACUGGCUGACUAUAUUCAGGAUCAGGUACGUCCACCGGCCCUGUCUCCAGGUGAUGGAGGCCAUGCUAGUUGCCGCGGUAACGGCGACGGUGUCGUUCGCCAUGAUCUAUUUCUCUAAUGACUGUCAGCCUCUCGGACCUGACCAGUCAGAGGACUACCCUCUACAGUUGUUCUGUGCGGAUGGAGAGUAUAACUCCAUGGCAACGGCCUUCUUCAACACACCCGAGAGGAGCGUCCGCAGUCUCUUUCACAACCCACCAGGUUCCUACAACCCCCUGACUCUAAGUCUGUUCACGUUGACCUAUUUCUUCCUGGCCUGUUGGACCUAUGGCCUGACUGUCUCAGCUGGAGUCUUCAUCCCGUCUCUGCUCAUAGGAGCAGCCUGGGGAAGACUGUUUGGGAUACUGUUGGCUGCUAUCACGCCCAACGGAUCGGUUUGGGCCGUUCCAGGGAAGUAUGCUUUAAUGGGAGCUGCAGCACAACUGGGGGGCAUCGUAAGGAUGACUCUCAGUUUAACAGUCAUCAUGGUGGAAGCAACAGGAAACGUGACAUACGGUCUCCCCAUCAUGUUGGUGCUGCUGACGGCCAAGGUCGUAGGGGACUACUUUGUGGAGGGUCUGUAUGACAUCCACAUCAAGCUGCAGAGUGUUCCCUUCCUGCACUUGGAGGCCCCUGCCACCUCCCACUGGUUAACAGCUAGGGAGGUGAUGGGUGCCCCAGUCACCUGUUUUAACCGUAUAGAAAAGGUUGGCACCAUCGUGGACGUCCUUAGCAACACCUCCACCAAUCACAACGGCUUCCCUGUCGUCGUGCCGGUCGCCGCUGGCGAUGAUCUGGGGAAGAUCUGUGGACUCAUCCUUCGUUCUCAGCUCAUUGUUCUGCUCAAACACAAGGUGUUUGUAGAGCUGGCUCGGUCCAGGUUGACCCAGAGGAAGCUACAGCUGAAGGACUUUAGGGAUGCCUACCCCCGCUUCCCCCCCAUCCAGAGUAUCCACGUCUCCCAGGAUGAGAGGGAGUGCAUGAUGGACCUGACAGAGUUCAUGAACCCUACACCCUACACCGUACCACAGGAGACGUCUCUUCCUCGUGUGUUUAAGUUGUUCAGAGCUCUGGGUCUCAGGCACCUGGUGGUAGUGGACAGCGAGAACAGGGUUGUAGGUCUGGUGACCAGGAAGGACUUGGCUCGCUACCACCUGGGGAAACACGGACUGGAGGAGAUGCAACUGGCUCAGACAUGAGCACAUCGUACUAUCAUUACUACCACACACACACACACACACACACACACACACACACACACACACACACACACACACACACACACACACACACACACACACACACACACACACACACACACACACACACA
This is a messenger RNA of Oncorhynchus gorbuscha (pink salmon), 1388 nucleotides long. RefSeq names its product H(+)/Cl(-) exchange transporter 7-like. Gene Ontology annotation, biological process: chloride transport; transmembrane transport. The record is from RefSeq and is a predicted model, not a curated record. NCBI's taxonomy places the organism in Eukaryota, Metazoa, Chordata, Actinopteri, Salmoniformes, Salmonidae. Gene Ontology annotation, molecular function: voltage-gated chloride channel activity. Gene Ontology annotation, cellular component: intracellular membrane-bounded organelle; lysosomal membrane.